Messenger RNA from Cyclospora cayetanensis, 444 nucleotides. RefSeq lists its product as uncharacterized. Gene Ontology annotation, cellular component: cytosol. Gene Ontology annotation, molecular function: protein binding. Lineage: Eukaryota; Apicomplexa; Conoidasida; Eucoccidiorida; Eimeriidae. The transcript has a single exon. The coding region runs from base 1 to 444 and encodes 147 amino acids. Gene Ontology annotation, biological process: protein insertion into ER membrane. The record is from RefSeq and is a predicted model, not a curated record.
AUGGAUAGACAUGCGGGGUGCGGUUGCUUGCCUGUUUGUUCGUGUGCUCCGCAGUUACGCACUUGGACGCCACAGGGUUAUCCAAGCGAGUCGGGAUUCUUUUGGCUGCGCGCAGUGUUGAUGCUGCUGUGCGUAAAGCGUACGGACGUUGCAGAGUCCCUGCUCAUGAAUCACUCUGAUGUUGACUGGUCCGGCUUAGAAUCCGUGCCUGCCCCUCUACAGGUAGCAUAUCUUUUAGUUGCUGCGUGCAAGGCCGGAAGCAUCAAUGCUUUUAACCUCAUCCUGAGGAAGUACAAUGUACUGCUCCGAAGGGACCCCUUUUUUGCUCGCUGUGCUGACAAAAUCAAGCUCGAGGUUUUUGGAGUGGCGAGACCACAGGCACUCUCGCUAUCCAGCCUCUUCUCGUUAUUUACUCAGCCAGCCGCAACUAUAGAGUCUGCGUAA